AUGCAGAAUUCGACGGCAGGACUACGAAUUCCUGCAGCUCCGACUUUCCCUUUGUCGUCUCCUAUCACAGAGGAGAUUCCGAGCCCGGUGCCAUCAUCUCCAGAGGAUCAUGACAUGGAAAGAAAUCGACCUUUUGCUUUUCUGAAUAAAACAACACGCAGGAAUAACCCUUUUAUACGCGAGGGAAGUUAUGACAAGCACACACAGUCACAGGAAGCAGUGGAUGGGACCGGGGUCUUUUAUCAGACUAGUCCGAACCAAGAGGACCUAAGCAAGCUUGGACUCUACACAGGAAAGAGCUCAGAACGGCCUGUCGGGUUGAGUUUGGUUACUGACUUCUCUCAUUCUACGUCAAAGCCGCCUGAAGAUGGAUCAGUGCCAACUUUGAUGGAUUUGAAUGACCUAAAAGCCCUCUCUGAGGUACGAGAACAGGAAAGGAAUGCACACACUUUGAAAGGGAUAUUGAAGAAAGUUCCUGGUCAGGACUAUGACCAAUCGUCCGAGAAACCGUCCGUAUUCGACAACAAACGACUGUCUUACUUCAACAUCCGGCGUAAAAAGAAGGGAAAUGAUGAUCUGUCGCCAUCCGAUCGGCCGAUUAUGAUUGGACUAAGCAUGCCAUCUGAUGAAUCGCUGAGCACUCAAGGAAGAGGGCUAACAGUAAACACUGGACAUGCCCAACGAGCGGCACUGACUCCCUCUAUAAUUGUGACUCCGGCCAAGGAAGACACAUUCUGGACCGGCCUUGACACGACUCAUCCUCGUCCUAGGAUAGCGUCUAGCAUUUACUCCCAACCAACGCCGUACCCCGAUGACAAUGACAGUGACAUUAACAUACCGCCUGUCCCGGCUAUCCCGCAUUUUGCCUUCUUGGGGCAGAAUGAGAACCCGAGCACGAACAUGAGUACUGAGUCUACACAAAGGCAGUCUGUACCCGCAGCAGGGAGACAGCGCUCACUCUCAACUGGCACUCUGUUUGAAGAAGAUGAUGCGCGACGGGAGAGCCGGUCUCGGUCAUAUUCUAGCGGGAAUACCAAAAAGAUUCCAGAUAGACUAAGCAUCAACACUGAAACAAACAGGCAUCAGUCCCAGGGUUGGUGGACCUACUUGCUCUCACCUUUGUUGAGUCGCUACAGCACAGCCAUAGGUCCCACCACCCCAACUGAGACUGCUAGACCACCAGUCCCCAGUAUCGCAACGGAGUCAAGGGCAUCGAGUGAUGAGUGGUGGGAAAAAGAAGUAUCCAGCUUUUCGCCCGACACUCCAGAAGCCAUAAUACCUCACCAUAAGGAAUUGACGCCUGAUUGGCCAGACGCUGAUCUGAAUCCCUUUGAUGAGAAGAGACUGAGUGAACAAGACCAACCUGUCGAACGAGAGAGAGAUGCCACAUCAUUUAUGUUCCCGGGAAGGCCAAUCCAGGGCUCUGCAGCUGAAUACUACCAAGCUUGUGCCCACGAAUUGUUCAGUGGACGGCCGUACUUCGAAUGCGUCAACCAUGUCUGCUCUAUAACACCCAAAGACAAGAUCCCCGGCUAUACUGAGGGUACAGCUGUAAGCUCCACAGACAGUAGGGAUCUCCUGAUCGACGUGGGAGACAUGCCACAAGAUAAAGGCACUGGCUCGACAGCUAUGCCAACUACCUCAGAGGCCCGCACUGUGUAUGAACCGAGUGUUAUGGAUAAGGGAGUAGAGGCCGCCCUUGACAAUCUUCAGGACGAUGAUCCAGUUGGGAAAGCUAGCUCAAGGGGGAUACCUCUUUCUGAGCAUCCUCCAAUCCAAUAUCCUCCAACCCUGCGUCCUCUGAGCGAGUAUCCUCCGAGCGAGCAUCCCCCAAUUGAGCAUCCUCCUAGUCAGCACCCUCCCAGUGAGCAUCCUCCCAGCGAACAUCCCCCGAGUGAGCACCCUUCGGCUGGUGAACCUCCCGGCAACACUUCAAACCAGCCCAUUUCUGAUGAAGUGUCGCGGGGGUUGCCUCAAGAAACAAUUCCAACGCCGCAUGCCGGAGGAGAAACAGGAGAAUUAGCACCGCCUCCAGACAGUCAAUAUGAAAGGAAAACAUCUUGGCCGAUCUUUCAGCCAAUCAUUCAACCAGUGGUCCAACCAGCUCCUCAGCCAGCACCCCAGCCAGCCAUUCAACCCAUAAUAGUGCAAGCUCCACAGCCGGUUGCACAACCAGCGCCUCCAGCUCAGACUAUCCAUGUCCAUCCCGCUACUGUCCCAUCGCCAAUUCUCAUAGCACCCAAUGGACACCAGCAUCCAGCAUUCCCUCAGGAACAGCAGGCUGAACCGCAGCCUCCUAACCCUACGUCUCCUGGCCUUCAGCAAGCCACCGAGAGGGCUGGGUCAAUCCCGCUAUCCGACAUGCAUACUACUCCAGCGCCUGCAUACACAUCCAAUCACAACAGCUCAUCUACCCCAGUGCCUACAUAUACUUCUCACUACACUAGCUCCUCUAUACAUCGCAUGGAGCCUCAUCCACUCUCACGAGAGGAAGUGUCACAUACCACCACAGAGAGAGAAAUCAUCGAGAUACGGCGGAAAACAUUAGAGACAGAAGAUAAGAAGAAAAAGAAAAAGAAGUUUGGCCUGUUGUUCUGCUGUUGCUGUUGCGGUGGUGACCGGUCUCACAAGAAAGGCUGUUUCGGUAGGAAAGACAAGAAGGAGAAGAAGGUCAAACGUCGGUGGUACCUGGCUAUCCUCACAUCCUUCCUCAUCAUCAUAGCGAUCAUCCUCCUCCUAGUCAUGACCUUGACAGGAAAAGGCGACUCAACUCCUGUGGAAUCACAGUGGCUCAAUCUCACCGGCUAUCCACCGAUGCCCACCGGUAUCGCAACGAUUGCCGGACCAAAGCCUCAGGUCCAGCAAUCAGGAUGCAUAACCCCAUCCACGCUCUGGAGCUGUGCUCUACCACCAGAGGAACAAUCCGCCAACGAGCCCUACGCCGCCGACGAGCCGAACUUCCGUGUGGAAAUCCGAUUCCGCAACGGUACCUACCCUAACAGCACCACGAUUGCCACAAGAUCCAGCAAGACCCUCUCCUCACGGAGCUCCGACAACCCCUACAGCCCAUCCCCAUCCCCACCAAGCAUGAAAGACCAGACCUUCCUCGGCAACACAACAGACAACAACACCGUCCCCUACGCCGGCGAAGAAACCCCCUUCUACAUGACCUUCCUCUCAGCCAGCACCCUAACAUCAACAUCCACCCUUCGCCUGGCGCGAAGAUCCUCCGACAGCUCCUUCCCCAACCUCGCAACAAUAAUCCCAUCCCCAGACGAAGACUCCGACGGAACCGCCGCCGCCGCAGACCUAUACCCAUUACCCUCUUCCCAACCAGUCCGCCUCUACAACCGCGGCCUCGACACAGAACACUACGGCUUCUACACCUACUUCGACCGCUCCAUCUUCCUCUCCUCCCUCGCCCCCCUCGACGGCAAUACAACCGACACAAACCCCAAUGACCAAAACGGCGGAUCCAACGAAUCCGACGCCCGCACCCGCUUCCUCGUCCAAAUCUGGACGCGCUCCAACGAUACCCUCCUGCAGAACACAACCUCCACAUCCACAGCAACAGCAACCGCAUCCACAUCAACAGCAACAGCCACAACAACGCCUUCCUCCGCAAAUGACUGGACCCGUCCCGGAUCCUUCCCUUACCCCGUCACCAUAACUCUAGACCGCCAUGGCGGGAACGCGAAGAAGAAAAUGAGCGGCGAACAGAUCAACUCGACGGAAGUCAAGUUGCAGCUCGAGGAUCGAUCGUACGGUGGCACGCUAGUUAAUCCGGCCCCGGGGAUUUUCGAUCUAUAUGGGAAUUCGUCGACGGAUGCGACGGGGGAUUAUGGGGGUGUUGAUGGUGGGAGUGGGGGAUGUUCUUGUAAUUCGUAG
Molecule: messenger RNA, 3888 nt
Organism: Aspergillus vadensis CBS 113365
Lineage: Eukaryota; Fungi; Ascomycota; Eurotiomycetes; Eurotiales; Aspergillaceae
Exons: 4
Coding region: 1-3888 (1295 amino acids)
Source: RefSeq, a predicted model, not a curated record